AUGAGUGCCUCUUUCCUUCCUCAAGAGAUCCUCGGCAUCAUUGUCGAUCAUCUUCAUGACGACCUUUCCUCUUGCAUCGCUCUUUCCCAAACCCAUAGGACACUCAAAGACGCCGCAUACACUCACAUAUUCAAGAAUAUUACCAUAGACCGCCCACAUAACGGCAUAGAGCGUUGCUCCAGUACCGCCGUCGCCAGAAAAUUCCGCCGCUUUGCCGCAAUUUCAUCCGGUAUCGCGAAAUAUGUAGGCGAAAUCGUCUUACGGAGCGGACCAGCUUUUAACAGGACGACAGAGCGCGGCUAUGGGUGGAUGUACGAUGAGCCUCAGUUACCUCAGAUUCUCCUGAGCCUCACCAAUUUACGGAGCAUCCUCAUUGAAAGUCACGAUCUCUACGAGGACGAUCUUCUCAAAUGGGAUAGGAUGUCUGCGGAGCUGAAAUGCGCAUUUACACACGUGAUAGAGCUACCCAGGCUCCAUACUAUCACGUUCAUUGGGUUUGAGGGGUAUCCCAUCUCUCUGUUUUCUGCUACGCCGUCACUCAAAUCCCUAAAUGUGUACCAUUCCCGCCCAAAGUUUGACCAGACAUGUGUGUCGACAGUUCGCGCUUCGGUCAAUGAGCUAUCCCUGCGGAUGUUCCUGCCGUACCUACAAGACCACCUCCGCUGGAUAACGAGCCCACGUUCUCCCAUCAACACCUCCCGCUUAACUCAGCUUAGUCUAGCGCCCUUCCUCCCAGUCCCAGAGCAGACAUUUCCUAACCCAUCGUUCCACCGCGAAGUUGAUGAGCUGCUGAGAACAUCUCCAAACCUCGAGCAGUUAUCCUUCACCCCACUUGACCAAGAUCCACACAUCAUCCAUCUUACGCAUAACGCCCGCCUUUGCUCCGUCGAGUUUAGCAUGAACACCGGCUUCAUAGGUCGAGAAAGCCCCCGGUUGGACUUUAUCCACUGGGUAGCGAUGGUGCUCGAGACCAUCCCUUCGUCCGCCCCCCUCGAGAAUAUCCUCCUGUUCGGGGAAUCUGAAGAGGGUUGUGUCAGCGACGCGACAAAGUCUUUUGGAUGUGCAUGGGAUAAAUUCGAUGAAGCGGCGACGAGGGAGAGUUGGCAUGGCACACUAAAAAGGGUGUCCGUUAGUUUUGAAGGUGUCUGGAGCACCACGCUAGAGAAAGGAUUGGAUAUCCCGAAGUUGAGGGACAGCGGGGUCUUGGAAAUUGAACUGAAUUGA
Messenger RNA from Desarmillaria tabescens, 1224 nucleotides. RefSeq lists its product as uncharacterized. NCBI's taxonomy places the organism in Eukaryota, Fungi, Basidiomycota, Agaricomycetes, Agaricales, Physalacriaceae. The coding region runs from base 1 to 1224 and encodes 407 amino acids. The record is from RefSeq and is a predicted model, not a curated record. The transcript is spliced from 2 exons.